Messenger RNA from Bolinopsis microptera, 1316 nucleotides. RefSeq names its product receptor expression-enhancing protein 5-like. NCBI's taxonomy places the organism in Eukaryota, Metazoa, Ctenophora, Tentaculata, Lobata, Bolinopsidae. The record is from RefSeq and is a predicted model, not a curated record. Bases 242 to 838 code for a protein of 198 amino acids. The transcript has 5 exons.
GCGACACUCCUGUGUGAUGUUGGACUGUGUGAUGUUGGACUGUAGUGGACUCUGUGAUCUAGAUCUAAUUGUUCACCGCUAUAAUAUAAUCAAAUCUCUGCUCGCUGUUAUAGUAGGUAGUACUUUCCCUGUUGUCUUGCUUUUAGCUUUCUGUGUGACGUGUCUUGUUCUUGUGGACGUGUCUAGUUCUUGUGUGUUUUGUAUUAUACUUGUUGCUUUGAAAUUGUCGGUGGCUUAAAAUAUGGACGCUAUAAAAGAGCGAUUGAUGAAUUUGACUGAUAAAGAUAAACAGAAGCUGGGGCUUAUAAGUGCCCUAGUCCUGACAAUCGUCUGGCUGGCUGUCGGUAUUGGCUCGAGUCUUGUUUGCAGUGUUAUAUGCUUCGUCUACCCCGCUUACAAGUCGUUCAAAGCUGUAGAGUCCCCCCAAGGAGAUGAUGAUACUCAAUGGCUAACCUACUGGAUUGUGUACAGCACUUUUAACAUCCUGGAAUACUUCGCAGACAUCAUCUUCUUCUGGAUCCCCAUGUUCCAACUCCUCAAGUGCCUGUUCCUGCUGUGGUGCAUGUGGCCUAUCCCCAACAACGGAGCCACUGUCGUCUACAAGAAAAUCCUGAGACCUUUCUUGCUCAAGAAUGAAGAGAAGAUUGAUGCUAGAUUGGAAAAGGUCACUGGAAAAGUCAACAAAUACGUUGAUGAUGCUAAACGUGAAGCCUCUGAGUUCGCUGAUUCCUCCGCUGGAGUGAUGCUGGCUGCAGGAGCUCAGGUCGCCACAGAAACCGCCUCACAGCAACUUGAUGACGCUUUGAACGAAGACGCAGACAAAGACAAGGAAAUCUAAACCUAACAUUCACAAUUGCAUGAUUUUAGACGACAGCGGGAUGUUUCAGUUUUUCUAAAAGUUGAGAAUGUAAUCUAAUGUUUUAAUUUAUACUGGUUCAGACAGCGCUCGGAAUCCUGGAAUUGUGCUUAACCUUAUUUAUUGUUCAGUUUUCAAUUUAAUGCGGUCUUCAAACCGAUUCUUUCUUUAGUAGUAAUCAUAAUGAAUUUGUUCAUAAUUAUUAAUAUUCAUUUUUAGCUCGCCUAAAGAGGUUCAUACUGAAUAAUUGUAGUGAGCAGUACCUAACAAUUGUGUGACGAAUAUUUGUUUCAACAACUUGUAAAUUGUCUUAAAUUUCAAAUUUUCUAUGGAAUAAAAAUUAACGUUAUAUUCACAAACUAUAGCUGGUAAUUUUAAUGUGCAAUUUAUUCAUGAUUUUAUUUGUGUGUUGCUUGGUUUUUGUGAGCUGUAGAACAAUAUAGAUUUGUGUAAAAUCAUA